Mangifera indica (mango) is the source of this 1907-nucleotide messenger RNA. Its product is annotated as peptide chain release factor PrfB2, chloroplastic. The transcript is spliced from 7 exons. The record is from RefSeq and is a predicted model, not a curated record. Gene Ontology annotation, biological process: translational termination. Gene Ontology annotation, molecular function: translation release factor activity, codon specific. Gene Ontology annotation, cellular component: cytoplasm. NCBI's taxonomy places the organism in Eukaryota, Viridiplantae, Streptophyta, Magnoliopsida, Sapindales, Anacardiaceae. The coding region runs from base 156 to 1673 and encodes 505 amino acids.
AUCUAUUUCAUGCUCGGUAAAAACGAUGUCGUUUCAUUGACAACGCACAUCUCUCGCUUUGAGCUCCUAUACCUGUUGAUGCUCUGUUAAACCCUCCGAAAAACUCAGUCUGCAGAACUUAAAAAUCACUUUUUUUGGAUCGUCACGUCAAAAAAAUGUCAUCUUUUUUAUUUAAAAGAUCACGCGGUUGCUCAUCACUUAUCUGUCAGAACACUAGAACCACAACUCCAACGCUCGGCUCAACACAGUUUCACAAUCGCAUUGACUCUGAUCAAAUUCAUUCGCGUUUGCCUUCUGGGUUCUCUUUGUUUUUUACUAAAUUCACGAAAAACCCAUCUGGGUCUAACCAAAAUCUUGCCAAAGCAUACCCGUUUGAGUUUAGGAACUUACAGGAUAUGACUUUGGCAUCUGGGUUUUGUAUUUUGAGGCAAAAUAUUCUAAAAACUCCAUCUGGGUUUAGGUGUUUUGCUACACAGGCUGCAGUUGAACUUUCAACAUCUGAUGGGCUAACUGUAGAUGGUAUUGUGGCUAAUCAAUGGACAAUUCUUGAUGAAAGGGAGAGUGACUGGAGGAGUCAUGCUGCUGCUAUUGCUCAAUCCAUUCAAGUUAUCAAGAAACGGUUACAGUGGAAGAAAUUGAUGGUUAGGUUGAAUCUGUUAUCUGCUGAGCUUAAUAAGCCGAACCUUUGGGACGAACCUGUACAUGCUGGAAAGGUAAGUCGUGAGCAUGGUUCACUAAUGGGUAAAAUGAAAGAAGUGAAGGCAUUUGAACAAGAAUUACUUGAGCAUAUUGACAUGAUCAAGCUUGCUCGGGAUGAGAAUGACGCGGAGCUGGAAUCGGAAUUGCUAAAAGCUUUGCUUUGGAUGAGAAGAAAUUCAAAGGAGAAAGAACUUGAAGCUCUCUUAUCUGGAGAGCAUGAUCCUUACUCUUGUUACAUAGAGGUUCAAGCGGGCGCUGGGGGUACUGAGAGCAUGGACUGGGCUUCAAUGGUCAUGCAAAUGUAUAAAUCAUGGGCUCAACGGCAUGGAUAUGGGGUCACCCUUGUGGAUGAAAUGCCUGGUGAGAUUGCAGGAAUCAAGCGAGCAACAAUCAAAGUAGAUGGUGAAUAUGCAUUUGGAUAUGCCAAAUCAGAAGUAGGAGUGCACAGGUUGGUGCGAAUCUCACCUUUUGACAGUGGAAAACGGCGACAUACAUCGUUUGCUGCUGUUGCUGUAAUUCCAAUCUUAGGUGAUGGAUCUACCCGUGUACAAAUUAACGAAUCUGAUCUCCGAAUUGAGCGAUUUCGUGCGGGGGGAGCUGGUGGGCAACACGUGAACACAACUGAGAGUGCUGUGAGAAUAACUCACAUUCCUACAGGAGUCACUGCUACUUGCCAAAAUGAAAGAUCACAACAUCAAAAUAAGGCUUCGGCAAUGGCUGUGCUUCAAUCUCGAUUAGACCAGCUUGAGAUUGCGCGUCAGGCUCAGAUGAAUUCAGAACAUACACAGUCUCUUACUGACAUAAGCUGGGGCAAUCAGAUUCGAACUUAUGUGCUCCAUCCUUACCGCAUGGUGAAGGACCUCAGAACUAGCUAUGAGGUUUCUGAUCCUGACUCCGUACUUGAGGGAGACCUAGACAGCUUCAUAUUGAGUUAUUUAUCAGCUUCCUUGGAUAAAGAUGAAGAUCAACAAUAGUGGUGAAACCCUGCAUGGUCAGUGAAAACAAAUGCAGAGGGAAUAAUCUAACUAGUGGUUCUGGGGAUUUCGGUACCUUAACAAGGGAAGCUGCAAUGUCAGUCCUGUAGCAUUUGUAUAUUUAUUAGAAGGAUGAAAUGUAAUCCUUCUCAUAAGUAAUAUGUUUGCCAUAUAAACCGUAUGUAUUAAUUUAUUAUCAAGUUUUGGGCUUUAAUUGCUGCAAUAGUGUAACCA